UGGACAUGACGUUAAAGAGAGAUAGAGUAGAAGAUGAAUCAGUGGAGAAAUUUGAGAUGGCAAAUUGUUUGGAUAUAAUAAAAAGAAACGGGUUAUUAAUACGAUAUAAAGUUUUUAAAUGCAAAAAACAAUUCGAUUCAUCCAAAAAACAUAUAUGCUCUAUUUGUGGCGAAGAGUUCGCUAUUGGACAAGCUUUGGGCGGACACAUGAGAAAACAUCGCGAUAAAUUAAAUCAACACGAGCAGAAGAAGACGAAGACGAAGACAUUGGAGGAGAAUUCGAAGAGUAGUGAAAGAAUUUUGUUCAUGGAUUUGAAUUUGACACCAAAUGAGAAUGCAUUGAUGCAGGGAUAA
Molecule: messenger RNA, 353 nt
Organism: Solanum tuberosum (potato)
Lineage: Eukaryota; Viridiplantae; Streptophyta; Magnoliopsida; Solanales; Solanaceae
Product: zinc finger protein ZAT11-like
Exons: 2
Coding region: 6-353 (115 amino acids)
Source: RefSeq, a predicted model, not a curated record